Molecule: messenger RNA, 1641 nt
Organism: Yamadazyma jaroonii
Lineage: Eukaryota; Fungi; Ascomycota; Pichiomycetes; Serinales; Debaryomycetaceae
Source: the annotation of a GenBank genome assembly
AUGGAAGAUUCAACUGUUCAUAAGAGAGCCACCGAUCAAUUCAAUCGGACGGGGUUCGAAUUAGAGAAUGAUGGGUUACUUCCCGUAACUCAGCAGGAUCUGGAGAAAUCUUUAACUCCUAGGUCUACCAAAAACUCCUCGUUGGCCAAAAUCGAUAGACCUGCAUUUAUAAUAUUGGUGAUCUUGUAUCUUCUUCAGGGUGUUCCAGUUGGAUUAGCCUUUGGAUCAGUACCAUUUAUGUUGAAAACAAAAUUAUCAUAUUCUCAAGUGGGGGUGUUUUCCUUAGCAGCAUACCCUUAUUCAAUGAAACUUCUAUGGUCUCCUAUAGUUGAUGCUAUAUAUUCCCCAAAAUUGGGUAGAAGAAGAUCUUGGAUUAUUCCCAUUCAAACGCUAAGUGGUAUUACAUUGAUAUAUCUUGGUUACGUGAUCAAUGAUUUGAUUGAACAUCCUCAAGAUAACUUAUCUACUAUAACAUUUUACUUUUUCGUGUUGGUAUUUUUCUGUGCUACUCAAGAUAUAGCUGUUGAUGGUUGGGCCUUGACUUGUUUGUCUCCAGAUAGUUUGUCUUAUGCCUCCACGGCUCAAACUAUUGGUAUAAAUACUGGAUAUUUUUCAUCUUUUACGGUAUUUUUAGCCCUUAGUUCACCAGAUUUUGCCAACAAGUAUUUGAGAUCAGUACCAUUGGAUGUAGGGUUGUUCACUAUGGGUGGAUACCUUAGAUUUUGGGGUUGGAUGUAUCUUUUUGUCACAUGUUUGAUUUUUUUAGUCCCAGAAGAUCCUCCUCAUUUAGCUAAACAAAAUCAAGCCAAAUUAGCUGCUGAAAAAUUGAAAAGAGAAGGUCAUUAUAACAAAUCUUCAUCCAAAUUGACCAAUGUAUUGAAGAAUUCAUCUGACGUUUAUUUGUCGAUGUAUGAAAUCUUGAAAUUACCCAAUAUUCAAACAUUUGUUGUAAUCUUGUUGAUUUCCAAAUUCGGAUUCCAAGUCAACGAAGCUGCCACUAAUUUGAAAUUACUUGAAAAGGGACUUUCUAAAGAAGAUUUGAGUAUAACAGUUCUUAUUGAUUUCCCCUUUGAAAUGGUUUUCGGAUAUUAUGCGGGAAGAUGGUCAACAGGGAAGAAACCUUUGAAACCUUGGUUAAUUGGGUUUGCUGGUAGAUUAUUUGCAGCCUUUUUAGCUCAAUUGGUAGUAUUUUUCUUUCCUAAAGGUGAGGUAAGUGCUGGAUAUUUCCUUAUGAUCAUUUUACAACAUUUACUUGGGUCUUUUAUGUCUACCAUUCAAUUUGUCUCAUUGUGUGCUUUUCAUACUAAAAUUGCCGAUCCUAGUAUUGGAGGUACUUAUAUGACAACAUUGAAUACUUUAUCUAACUAUGGAGGAACUUGGCCAAGAUUAAUCAUCUUCUAUAUGAUCGAUAAACUAACUAUCAGUAAAUGUAUCAAUGCUGGUGUUGAAAAAUUUAUGAAUCUGGAACUAGACAAAGAAAGUUGUAAAAGUCAAGGAGGGAGUAUUGAAAUUUUAAGAGAUGGUUAUUAUUACACAAACUUCUUUUGUGUAGGAUGUGGGAUCUUGAUCUUGAUGUGGGUCAAAAGAAAAGUUGAAUAUUUACAAUCACUUCCAAGCAGUGCCUGGAAAUUAAGGAAUUAA